Messenger RNA from Petromyzon marinus (sea lamprey), 20131 nucleotides. RefSeq names its product ryanodine receptor 2-like. Gene Ontology annotation, molecular function: calcium ion binding; ryanodine-sensitive calcium-release channel activity; protein binding. The record is from RefSeq and is a predicted model, not a curated record. Lineage: Eukaryota; Metazoa; Chordata; Hyperoartia; Petromyzontiformes; Petromyzontidae. Gene Ontology annotation, cellular component: sarcoplasmic reticulum membrane; smooth endoplasmic reticulum; calcium channel complex. Gene Ontology annotation, biological process: intracellular calcium ion homeostasis; release of sequestered calcium ion into cytosol by sarcoplasmic reticulum; striated muscle contraction.
UCGCUGCACCUGCUCAGCCCGUCUCAGCUUCUCGCACUGACACGUUCCUCUUGAGACGUCAGUCCCGGGUCCAACCACCACCGCCACCACCACCUACAUCAGCAGCAGCAGCAUUAUGAGUCUCUAGUGUAGUUAUUUGAAAAGACCCGGACGACGCAAAGCAACAGUAGCAGCAGCAGCUACAGCGGAGGAGCCGGCGAGCAGGGUGGGGAUCCUGGGUUGGAUUCCUAGUCGCAGGAAGCCCAGACAGAGCCAUGGGUGACGGCGGAGAGGGAGAGGAUGAGAUUCAAUUCUUGAGAACCGAUGACGAGGUGGUGCUGCAGUGCACGGCCUCGAAGCUCAAGGAGGCCGUCAAGGUAUGCCUGGCGGCGGAGGGCUUCGGAAACCGCCUCUGCUUUCUGGAGUCGACGUCCAACUCCAGGAACGUGCCUCCAGAUCUCUCCAUCUGCAUCUUCGUGCUGGAGCAGUCUCUGUCGGUGCGAGCCCUGCAGGAGAUGCUGGCCAGCAACGAGGACAAGAUGGAAGGGAAUGUUGACAUGGAGAAAUGGACGGCGCAGGGAGGUGGACACAGGACGCUGCUGUACGGACACGCGAUCCUCCUGCGGCACUCCUACAGCGGGAUGUACUUGAGCUGCCUCUCGACGUCGAGGUCGUCAACAGACAAACUCGCGUUCGACGUCGGGCUCCAGGAAGACGCGUCAGGCGAGUCGUGCUGGUGGACAAUUCACCCGGCGUCCAAGCAGCGCUCGGAGGGAGAGAAGGUCCGGGUGGGAGACGACCUCAUCCUGGUCAGCGUGUCGUCGGAGCGCUACCUGCAUCUCUCCUACGCCACGGGAGGCCUCAACGUGGAUGCGUCGUUUCAACAAACGCUCUGGAACGUCGCUCCGACGUCGUCCGGCAGCGAGAUCGCGCAGGGCUUCUUGAUUGGCGGGGACGUCUUGCGCCUCUUCCACGGUCACAUGGACGAGUGCCUCACCGUCCCCUCCGCCGACCUCCCCGAGGAGCAGCGAAGGUCGGUGCACUACGAAGCCGGCGCCGUCUGCUCCCACGCCCGCUCCCUGUGGCGCUUGGAGACUCUGCGAGUCAGCUGGAGCGGAAACCACGUGCGCUGGGGGCAGCCGUUCCGGCUGAAGCACAUCACGACGGGGAAGUACCUGGGCCUCACGGAGGACAAGACGCUGUGCCUGCAGGACCGCGAGAAGUCCGACGUCAAGUCCACCGCGUUCUGCUUCCGCAUUUCCAAGGAAAAGCUCGACUCUGGGCCCAAGCGAGAGAUCGAUGGGAUGGGGCCUCCGGAGAUCAAGUACGGGGACUCGGUGUGCUUCGUGCAGCACGUGGACAGCGGCCUGUGGCUCACGUACCAGGCUCCGGACUCCAAGACCGCCCGCCUGGGCAUCCUCAUCCGCAAGGCGAUAGUCCACCAGGAGGGACACAUGGACGACGGGCUGACGCUGUCUCGCUCCCGGCCCGAAGACUCGCGCACGGCUCGAAUCAUCCGCAGCACCACGGCUCUCUUCAACAGCUUCAACAGCGGGCUGGACGCGCUGCGCGCCAAAAACCGCCCGGUGCGCGUGGAGCUGCCCUUUGUCGCCAUCCGCCUGAGCCUCCAGGACCUCAUCGACUACUUCCAGCCACCGUCGGACAGCCUGGAGCACGAGGAGAAGCAGAUCCACCUGCGCUCGCUCAAGAAUCGGCAGAACCUCUUCCAGGAGGAGGGCAUGAUCACGCUGGUGCUCGAGUGCAUCGACCGCCUGAACCUCUACAACAGCGCGGCGCACUUUGCCGAGACGGCGGGCGAGGAGGCGGGCGAAUCGUGGAAGGAAAUCCUCAACUCCCUGUACGAGCUGCUCGCCGCCCUCAUCCGGGGCAACCACGGCACCUGCGCGCAGUUCUCCAACUCCCUCGACUGGCUCAUCAGCAAGCUGGACCGGCUGGAGGCAUCUUCCGGUAUCCUGGAGGUGCUGCACUGUGUCUUGCUGGAGAGCCCCGAGGCUCUGAACAUCAUCAAAGAGGGACACAUCCGUUCCAUCAUCUCCCUGCUGGACAAGCACGGACGCAACCACAAGAUUCUGGACGUGCUCUACUCGCUGUGCGUGUGCAACGGCGUCGCCGUGAGAGCAAAUCAGAACCUCAUCUGCGACAACCUGCUCCCCGGCAGAGACCUGCUGCUGCAGACGCGGCUCGUCAACGACGUCACCAGCAUGCGCCCCAACAUCUACCUGGGCAUCUGCGAGGGCACGUCGCAGUACAAGAAGUGGUACUACGAGAUGGUGGUGGACUACGUUGAGCCGUUCGUCACCAACGAGCCGACGCACCUGCGCGUCGGCUGGGCCACGACGGAGGGCUACGCGCCGUACCCCGGCGGCGGCGAGGGCUGGGGCGGCAACGGCGUCGGCGACGACCUCUACUCGUACGCCUUCGACGGCCUCCACCUGUGGUCCGGUCGCAUCGCCAAGCCCGUGGGCUCGCCGGGCCAGCACCUGCUGAGCGCGGACGACGUGGUGAGCUGCUGCCUGGACCUCAGCAUCCCCAGCAUCUCGUUCCGCAUCAACGGGCACCCCGUGCAGGGCAUGUUCGAGAACUACAACACCGACGGGCUCUUCUUCCCCGUCGUCAGCUUCUCCGCCGGCAUCAAGGUGAGGUUCCUCCUGGGCGGCCGUCACGGCGACUUCCGCUUCCUGCCGCCGCUGGGCUACGCUCCCUGCUUCGAGGCGCUGCUGCCGCGGGAGCGCAUGCGCGUGGAGCCCAUCAAGGAGUACAAGCACGACCACGAUGGCGUGCGCGACCUGCUGGGGCCCACCUUCUCGCUCAAGCAGGACGCCUUCACGCCCGUGCCCGUCGACACCACGCAGAUUGUGCUUCCCCCAAACCUGGAGCGCAUCCGAGACAAGCUGGCGGAGAACAUCCAUGAGCUGUGGGCCACUACCAAGAUCGAGAUCGGGUGGACCUACGCAACUGCCAGGGACGAUAACCGGCGCCUGCACCCGUGCCUCGUCGAUUUCCACAAGCUGCCCGAGCCGGAGCGCAACUACAACCUGCAGAUGUCCACCGAGACCCUCAAGACUCUGCUGGCGCUGGGGUGCCACGUGGGCAUGGGGGAUGAGCAAGCCGAGUCGAAGCUCAAGCGCCUGCGGCUGCCCCGCAACUACUCCAUGGAGAGCGGCUACAAGCCGGCGCCCUUCGACCUCAACCACGUGAAGCUGACGGCCGGCCAGGAGGCCAUGGUGGACAAGCUGGCGGAGAACGCUCACAAUGUGUGGGCCCGCGACCGCAUCCGCCAGGGCUGGACCUACGGCAUCCAGCAGGACAUCAAGAACAAGCGCAACCCGAGACUCAUCCCGUACGCGCUGCUCGACGAGAGGACCAAGAAGUCGAACAAGGACAGCCUUCGCGAGGCCGUGCGCACGCUCAUUGGCUGCGGCUACGUCAUCGAGCCGCCCGACCAGGAUCCUGCGCUGCUGGCCGAGACCGCCGGGAGCAGUCACCCGGACAAGAUGCGGAUCUUCCGGGCGGAGAAGUCCUACGCCGUGUUGUCGGGGAAGUGGUACUUUGAGUUCGAGGCGGUGACGGCCGGGGACAUGCGCGUGGGCUGGGCCCGGCCCGACGUGCCCCCGGGCCACGAGCUGGGGGCCGACGAGGAGGCCUUCGUUUUCGACGGCUUCAGGGCCCAGCGAUGGCACCUGGGCAGCGAGCACUUUGGCCGAGACUGGCAGGGUGGAGAUAUCGUGGGCUGCCUCAUCGACCUCAACGACCGGUGCAUGAUGUUCACCAUCAACGGCGAGGUGCUCCUCAACGACUCGGGCUCCGAGCUUGCCUUCCGCGACUUCGAGAUUUCCGAAGGCUUCAUACCCGUGUGCAGCGUGGGAAUGAGCCAGGUGGGGAGGCUGAACUUUGGCCGCGACGCGGCGACGUUCAAGUUCUUCACCAUCUGCGGCCUGCAGGAGGGCUUCGAGCCGUUCGCCGUCAACAUGCACCGCGACGUGCCCAUGUGGUACACCAAGCGGCUGCCGCAGUUCCUGCCGGUGCAAGGCGACCACGAGCAUUAUGAGGUGACGCGGAUCGACGGGACGGUGGACAGCCCGCCGUGCCUCAAGGUCACCCACAGGACGUUCGGCACGCAGAACAGCAACAACGACCUGGUGUUCUUCCGCCUCAGCAUGCCCGUGGAGUGCUACGAGGACUACAAGCCGCAGCUCGCCGGCCACCUCAACUCGCUCAUGCAGGAGGAGGAGGUGGACAUCGACAUCGAUUCCGAGUUCGAGGUGCUCAAGAAGACGGCCGCGCGCGGGAACCUGAUCCAGUUGCCGUUCGGCUCGGCGUCGCCGCCGGGAGACAAGGACGCGGCGGCGGCGGCGGCGGCCGCCGCGGCAGCCGCCGCGUUGCCCGGCGGGGGGGCUUCUCCGCCGGCGGGGGCGGGAGGGGCCGGGGGAGCGUCGGUGACGGGGUCGUCGCUCGCGCCGCCCACGCCGACCCCGACGGCCGAGUCGAGCGGCGGCAGCAGCAACAACAAGGACGCGGCGCAGGAGAAGACGUCGCGCCUCAAGCCCAAGUUCCUCAUGCGCCGGGGGAAAGUGUCUCAGGCGCAGGCGCCCGUGGCGCCGCCCAUGCCCGUGCACACGCGGCUGCAGGAGGAGGUGCUGCCCGACGACCGCGAUGACAUGGAGACGCUCAUGAGGACCACGCUGUAUUACUACUCCGUGAAGAUCUUCCCCGGCCAGGAGCCGACGGGCGUGUGGGUCGGCUGGGUGACGCCCGACUUCCACCAGUACGGGAAGACCUUCGACCUGGAGAAGGUGCGCAGCGUCAUGGUGACGCUCGGUGAUGACAAGGGCAAGGUGAACACCAGCAUCAAGCGCAGCAACUGCUUCAUGGCGUGGUGCGGUGAGUUUGGAGGGCAGCAAGGCCAGGGGCGCAACAACAUCAGCAUCGACAUCGGCUGCCUCAUCGACAUCGGCAGCGGACUUCUCACGUUCUACGCCAACGGCAAGGAGAUCCCCACCUACUAUCAGAUUGAGCCUGGCACCAAGGUCUUCCCGGCCGUGUUUGUGCAGCCCACGUGCACCAACAUGUUCCAGUUUGAGUUGGGCCGCAUCAAGAACGUGAUGCCGCUGUCGGCCGGCAUGUUCAAGAGCGAGCGACAGCAUCCGACGCCGCAGUGCCCACCGCGGCUCGACGUGCAGAUGCUCAUGCCGGUGCUGUGGAGCCGCACGCCCAACCAGUUCCUGCACGUGGAUGUGGCGCGCACGAGCGAGCGCGAGGGCUGGAUGGUGGAGUGCACCGAUCCGCUCGUCAUGAUGGCGCUGCACUUCCCCGAGGAGAACAGGUGCAUCGACAUCCUGGAACUCUCUGAGCGCAUGGACCUGCUCAAGUUCCAGUUCUACACCCUGAAGCUCUACUCGGCGCUGUGCGCCCUGGGCAACAGCCGCGUGUCGCACGCCCUCUGUAGCCACGUCGCCGAGAACCAGCUGCUCUACGCCAUCGAGUCCAAGUACAUUCCGGGCCUCCUGCGCAGCGGCUACUACGACCUGCUCAUCGACAUCCACCUGCAGACGUACUCGACGGUCCGCCUGAUGAUGAGCAACGAGUACAUCGUGCCCAUGACGGACGACACGUGCAGCAUCACCCUGUUCCCCGACGAGAGCAAGCGGCACGGGCUGCCGGGCGUUGGGCUCACCACGUCGCUCCGCCCGCUCAUGUACUCGUCCGAGAUCAGCUUUGUCAAGUCGCUGGGCAGCGUGUACCAGCACAGCCCCGAGUUCCCGCUCGGCAUCCUCAAGGUGAAGACGCUAGACAUGCUGACGGAGGCCGUGCGCGACGGCGGCUGGCACAUCCGCGACCCCGUGGGCAGCAGCACGGAGUUCCUGUUCGUGCCGCUGCUCAAACUCGUGUGCACGUUGCUCGUCAUGGGCGUGUUCGGGGACGACGACGUGCGGCACAUCCUCCUCCUCAUCGACCCCGGCGUCUUCAAGGAGCACAGAGACGAGGAGGAGGAGGAGGAGGAGGUGGUGGGUGUCGACGGGGUCGGGGGGGGGAGCCCGGCGAAGGAGUUGCUGGCGCUGGAAGGCGCCGGGGAUGAGGAGGGAGGGGAGAAGGACGAUUUUUACGAUGACGACGACGAGGAGGACGAGGAGGGGGAGGAAUACGACGAAGAGGAGGGGGAUGAGAAUGUGGAGAUGGUCGAGGGAGAGGCGGAGCACGCCGCGUCCAAAGCGAAGGGGAGGAGGGCAGCGAGUAAGAGACGCGGACGCGGCGGUGUGGAUGACGAGGUGGAGAAGGAGAGCGGGCGGGAGAAGGAGGCGGACGAUGCGGAGAGGAAGGAGAAGGCCGCGGGCGCCGGCGACGGGGAAGGAGAGGAGGAGGUGAUUGCCGGCGAGGGCCUGCUCUAUAUGAAGCUCGUGGAGCCGGUGAAGUUGCAGAUGUGCCACCUUCUGGAGUACCUGUGCGAGUGCCAGCUGCGCCACCGCAUCGAGGCGAUCGUGGCGUUCUCGGACGCCUUCGUCGCCAAGGUCCAGGCGAACCAGAAGUUUCGCUACGACGAGGUCAUGCAGGCGCUCAACAUGUCGGCCGCGCACACCGCGCGCAAGACCAAGGAGUUCCGCUCGCCGCCGCAGGAGCAGGUCAACAUGCUGGUCAGCUUCAAGAACAUUUCGGAGGAUGAGGAGAGCCCAUGUCCUGAUGAGGUUCAGGAGAAACUGGAGAAUUUCCAUCAUGAUCUGCUGCUGCAUUGCGGAUUUGAGCUUGAGGUGGAGGAGGAGGAGGAAGGGGAAGCUGACCCGUCGUGGCGCGGGAAGCUGAUGUCCCUGGUGGAGCGCGUGAAGAACCUGCGCAAGGCCAAGGAGGAGGAUAAGCCUCAAGACGAGGAGGAGAAGAAGCCGUCCACGCUGCACGAGCUCAUCUCGACGGUGAUGAUCCACUGGGCGCAGGAGUCGCGCGUGGCCGACCCCGAGCUGGUGCGCGCCAUGUUCGGCCUGCUCCACCGGCAGUACGACGGCAUCGGCGAGCUGAUGCGCGCGCUGCCCAAGACGUACACCAUCAGCGGCAACUCCACCGAGGACACGCUCGACCUCCUAGCCUCGCUCGGGCAGAUCCGCUCGCUGCUCCGCGUGCGCAUGGGCAAGGAGGAGGAGCAGCUCAUGAUCCGCGGCAUUGGCAACAUCAUGAACAACAAGCUGUUCUACCAGCACCCUAACCUGAUGCGAGCCCUGGGGAUGCACGAGACGGUCAUGGAGGUGAUGGUGAACGUGCUGAGUGGAGGCGAGGGUCAGGAGAUCACCUUCCCUAAGAUGGUGGCGAACUGCUGUCGAUUCCUCUGCUACUUCUGCCGCAUCAGCCGGCAGAACCAGAAGUCCAUGUUUGAGCACCUGAGCUACCUGCUGGAGAACAGCAGCUUCGGGCUGGGCAACGCGUCGUUUGGAAUCAAGGGAUCGACGCCCUUGGAUGUGGCGGCGGCGUCCGUGAUGGACAACAACGAACUCGCUCUCGCCUUGACGGAACCCGACCUGGAGAAGGUGGUGAAGUACCUGGCGGCUUGCGGCCUGCAGAGCAGCCCCAUGCUGCUGGCACGCGGGUGGCCCGACAUCGGCUGGAACCCCAUCGAGGGCGAGCGCUUCCUCGACUUCCUCCGUUUCGCCGUCUUCGUCAACGGCGAGAGCGUGGAGGAGAACGCCAACGUGGUGGUGCGGCUGCUCAUCCGGCGGCCCGAGUGCUUCGGGCCGGCGCUGCGCGGCGAGGGCGGCCAGGGCCUCCUCCUGGCCAUCGAGGACGCCAUCAAAGUGGCGGAGGAGCCCGACCGCAGCGCCCCGCCGGUGGCAGGCCACAAGCGCGGAGCGCCUAAAUCCAGGAGCCGCAUCGAAGACUUUGCUCAAAAGAGCAGUGCCAUGGGGGUCAGCACGGAGGACGAGGAGGUGGGGAAGAGGUCGUUCCACAUCGGCCACGCCAUCCUCUCCUUCUACUCGGCCCUCAUCGAUCUGCUCGGGCGCUGCGCCCCAGAGAUGCACCUGAUCCAAGCUGGGAAAGGAGAGGCGCUGAGAAUCCGAGCGAUCCUACGAUCCCUGGUGCCCCUGGAAGACUUGGAGGGGGUUAUCAGCAUCACAUUCAACAUGCCCGCCAUCGGGAAAGACGGUGGCGUGGUGCAACCGCGCAUGUCUGCCGGCUUCUGCCCGGACCACAAGGCGCCGAUCGUACUCUUCCUGGACCGUGUGUACGGCAUCGAGAGCCGCGAGUUCCUGCUGCACCUCCUGGACAUCGGAUUCCUGCCCGACCUUCGCGCAGCCGCCUCCCUCGACAACCCGCUGCUGAGCUCCACGGACAUGGCGCUGGCGAUGUACCGCUACCUGAGCACGGCGGUGCUGCCGCUCAUCACCAAGUGUGCGCCGCUGUUUGCCGAGACGGAGCACCACGCCACGCUGGUGGACUCGAUGCUGCACACCGUGUACAAGCUCUCCAAGGGCCGCUCGCUCACCAAGGCGCAGAGGGACGCCAUCGAGGACUGCCUCAUCUCCGUGUGCGGGCAGCUGCGCCCCUCGAUGAUGCAGCACCUUCUGCGCCGGCUCUCGUUCGACGUCCCCCUCCUCAACGAGCACUCCAAGAUGCCGCUCAAGCUGCUCACCAACCACUACGAGCGGUGCUGGCGCUACUACUGCCUGCCCGGAGGGUGGCUGGGUUUGGGCAUCGCUUCGGAGGAGGAGCUGCACCUCACCAGGAAGCUCUUCUGGGGCAUCUUCGAGUCGCUGGCACAGCAGCGCUACGAGCCCGAGCUCUUCAAGAUGGCGCUGCCGUGCCUGAGCGGCAUCGCCGGCGCGCUGCCCCCCGACUACAUGGAGUCGCAGUACAUGGCGGCGCUGGAGAAGCAGGUGUCCGUCGACGCCGACGGAAACUUCGAGCCGAGGCCCAAGGACACAGUCAGCAUCAUCAUCCCGGAGAAGCUCGACUAUCUCAUCAACAAAUACGCGGAAAACACUCACGACCGCUGGGCACUGGACAAGAUCACCCAAGAGUGGACGUACGGAGAGGCGGAGGAUCCAGAGGCUAAAACGCAUCCCAUGCUGAAGCCUUUUAAACUCUUCUCCGAGAAGGAGAAGGAGACGUACCGCUGGCCAAUUAAGGAGUCGAUCAAGACGAUGAUCGCGUGGGGGUGGUCCAUCGAGCGCUCGCGCGACGCCGACCAGAUGGCGGCCCAGGGGAAAGGAUCUUCCCAGCCACCCAUCGACCUGCAACAGGGCUACAGCCCGCGGCCUGCGGACAUGAGCAACGUCACGUUGUCCAGGGACUUGCAGUCCAUGGCUGAGCAGUUGGCUGAAAACUACCACAACACCUGGGCCAAGAACAAGAAGGUGGAGCUUGAUGCUAAGGGAGGAGGAAACCACCCCCUGCUGGUGCCGUACGACACGCUGACGGCCAAGGAGAAGGCGCGGGACCGGGAGAAGGCGCAGGACCUCCUCAAGUUUCUGCAGAUCAACGGCUACGCCGUGUCUCGGGGAAUGAAGGACAUGGAGAUGGAUUCAUCGUCCAUAGAGAAGCGCUACGCCUUCGGCCUCGUGCAGAAGCUCAUCGAUUACGUGGACGCUGCCCACGAAUACAUUCGGCAGCUGGAUUCUGGCGUGACGAUCGUGCGGGAUUCAAGGUCAUCGAAUGAACAAGAAAUCAAAUUUUUCGCUAAGGUGGUGCUGCCGCUCAUCAACCACUACUUCAACAACCACCGGCAGUAUUUCCUGGCCACGCUAACCCGGCCUCUGCCAGGUGGCAGCCACGCGUCUCCCAAGGAGAAGGAAAUGGUCACAAGCCUGUUCUGCAAACUCGGCGUGCUUAUUAGGCACCGGAUAUCCAUAUUUGGUGCCGACGCCAUCUCCAUUGUCAACUGCAUGCACAUCCUUGCCCGGUCAAUCGAUGCCAGGACCGUGAUGAAGACGGGCCCGGAGAGCAUCAAGGCGGCGCUGCGUUCGUUCUUCGACUACGCGUCGGAGGACCUGGAGAAGACGAUGGAGAACGUGAAGCAGGGCCGCUUCGCGCACACUCGCACGCAGCUCAAGGGCGUCGCGCAGAACAUCAACUACACCACAGUGGCCCUGCUGCCCGUGCUCACCUCGCUCUUCGAGCACGUCGCCCAGAACCAGUUCGGCACCGACAUCAUGCUUGAUGACGUUCAGGCUUCCUGCUACAAGAUCCUCUCGUGCCUCUACUCCAUGGGCACGGGCAAGAACGUCUACGUGGAGAGGCAGCGCCCGGCGCUGGGCGAGUGCCUCGCCGGCCUUGCCGGCGCCUUCCCCGUCGCUUUCCUGGAGCCGGAGCUCAACCAGAACAAUUCCUGCUCCGUCUACGUCACCAAGACCCCCCGCGAACGCGCCAUGCUGCUGCUGCCACCCAAGGUGGAGGAAGCUUGCCGGGACAUCCCGUCGCUCGACAAGCUCAUGCAGGACAUCAACCAGCUGGCGGAGUCAGGCGCCCGCUACACCGAGAUGCCCCACGUGAUCGAGGUCAUCCUGCCCAUGCUGUGCAACUACCUGCUGCACUGGUGGGAGAGCGGGCCCGACGUGCAGCACGACCCCGAGAAGCCUGGCUGCACCACCGUGACGGCGAGCCACAUGAACCAGCUGCUCGGCAACAUCCUCAAGAUCAUCGUCAACAACCUGGGCAUCGACGAGGCGUCCUGGAUGAAGCGCAUCGCCGUGUUUGCCCAGCCCAUCAUCGGCAAGGCCCGGCCAGAGCUGCUCAAAUCGCACUUCAUCCCCACCAUGGAGAAGCUGAAGAAGAAGGCGAGGAAGGUGGUGGCAGAGGAAGACCGUCUCAGGGCCCAGAGCUCGGGAGACAUGUCCGAGUCGGAGCUGAUGCUGCUGGACGAGUUUGCGAUUCUCUCGCGGGAUCUCUACGCCUUCUACCCGCUGCUCGUCAGAUACGUGGACAUCAACAGAUCCAAGUGGAUUAAGUUUCCCAAUCCGGAUGCGGAGGAGCUUUUCCGAAUGGUGGCUGAGAUCUUCAUCUACUGGGCCAAGUCACACAAUUUCAAACGCGAAGAGCAGAACUUUGUGGUUCAAAACGAAAUCAACAACAUGUCCUUCCUCAUCUCUAGCGACACAAAGAGUAAGAUGUCAAAGGGUCGUGGAGAUGACGAGCGUAAGAAGACGCGUCGUCCCGGAGACCGCUACUCCGUGCAGACGUCUCUCAUCGUGGCGGCGCUGAAACGGCUGCUGCCCAUCGGCCUCAACAUGUGCGGUCCCGGCGACCAGGAGCUCAUCACCAUGGCCAAGAGCCGCUACAACUUGCUGAUGGACGAUGAAGUCCGCGACUACAUCCGCAACAACCUGCACUCCCAAAGCAAGAUGGACGAUCCCGCGAUCCGCUGGCAAAUCUCGCUCUACAAGGACCUGCCGGGGAAGGCCGAGGAUUGCUCUGACCCGGACAAGACGGUCGACCGUGUGGCCGAGAUUGCUGCUGUGCUGUACCAUCUGGAGAUGGUGGAGCAUCCGCACCGCUCCAAGAAGGCGGUGUGGCACAAGCUGCUCUCAAAGCAGCGCAAGAGGGCUGUGGUCGCCUGCUUCCGCAUGGCGCCUCUCUACAACUUGCCGAGGCACCGCGCCAUUAAUCUCUUCCUCGAUGCGUAUAAGAAACACUGGAUAGAGACAGAGGAGAAUGCCUAUGAGGAUAAGCUAAUUGAUGACAUAGCCAAAUCCAUCGACGACGAUGAAGAGGAGAAGGAGUCGGAGGACACAGAGGUGGAGACUCAUCCCGAUCCUCUCCACCAACUCAUCCUCUACUUUAGUCGAACGGCACUGACGGAGAAAUCGAAACUGGAGGAGGAUUUCUUGUACAUGGCCUACGCCGACAUAAUGGCCAAGAGCUGCCACGCCGGCAUUGACGAGGAGGAGGAAGACUCGGCCACCUUUGAGGAAAAGGAGAUGGAGAAGCAGAAGCUGCAGUACCAGCAGUCUCGGCUGCACGAGAGGGGGGCGGCUGAGAUGGUGCUGCAGAUGCUGGGAGCCAGCAAAGGCGUGAAAAGCCCCAUGGUUCGGUCGACGCUGAAGCUUGGGAUUGCCGUACUGAAUGGUGGCAACUGCACCGUACAGAACAAAAUGCUGGACUAUCUCAAGGACAAGAAGGACAGCACAUUUUUCCAAAGCGUUGCGGGACUCAUGCAGAUAUGCAGCGUUCUGGAUCUGAAUGCUUUUGAGCGGCAGAACAAAGCGGAGGGGCUAGGUAUGGUAACGGAGGAAGGAUCAGUCAUUUCUCACGAACAGGGUGACAAGGUCAUGCAGGAUGACAGCUUCACCUGUGACCUCUUCCGGUUUCUACAACUUCUGUGCGAGGGCCACAACUCUGACUUCCAGGACUACCUGCGGACCCAAGUCGGCAACAACACAACGGUCAACAUUGUCAUCGCCACUGUGGACUACCUGCUGAGGUUGCAGGAAUCCAUCAGCGACUUCUAUUGGUACUACUCGGGCAAAGAGAUCAUCGACGACCACGGACGCAGAAACUUCUCCAAGGCGAUGGCGGUGGCCAAGCAAGUGUUCAACUCCAUCACUGAGUACAUCCAGGGUCCGUGCACAGGAAACCAGAAGAGCCUCGCUCACAGCAGGCUCUGGGAUGCCGUCGUGGGCUUCCUGCACAUCUUCGCCCACAUGCAGAUGAAGCUGGCGCAGAUUCACGACAUUCGGACGGGCUUUCGUAUUCAUGACUCGGCGCAAAUUGAGUUGCUGAAGCAGCUGCUGGACCUGCAGAAGGACAUGAUUGUCAUGCUGCUGUCCAUGCUGGAAGGCAACGUCGUCAACGGGAUGAUCGGCAAGCAGAUGGUGGACAUGCUGGUCGAGUCGUCCAACAACGUCGAGAUGAUCAUCAAGUUCUUCGACAUGUUCCUGCGCCUCAAGGAGAUCGUCUCCUCGGACGCCUUCCGCGACUAUGACCCCGAGCGGAAGGGGCGCAUCUCCAAGCGCGACUUCCAGAAGGCCAUGGACUGCCAGAAGGCCUACAGCCCCUCGGAGGUCCGCUUCCUGCUGUCGUGCGGCGAGAUCGACGAGAACGAGAUGCUCGACUACGAGGAGUUUGCCGAUCGCUUCCACGAGCCGGCCAAGGACAUCGGCUUCAACCUCGCCGUGCUGCUCACCAGCCUCUCAGAGCACAUGCCCAACGACGUGCGCCUUCACAACUUCCUGGAGAAGUCGGAGAGCCUGCUCAACUACUUCACGCCCUACCUGGGCCGCAUUGAGAUCCUCGGCAGUGGCAAGCGCAUCGAGCGGGUGUACUUCGAGAUCUCGGAGUCGAGCCGCAACCAGUGGGAGAUGCCCCAGGUGAAGGAGUCGAAGCGGCAGUUCAUCUUCGACGUGGUGAACGAGGGCGGCGAGAAGGAGAAGAUGGAAAUGUUCGUCAACUUCUGCGAGGACACCAUCUUCGAGAUGCAGAUCGCGGCCGACAUCUCGGAGCAGGACGAGGAGGACGGCGAGGAGGCGGAGGGCGAGGAGGCGGAGAAGGAGAGCGUGGACGGGGAGAUGGAAGACCACGGCAUCUUCUCCCUGGGCUUCUUCAGGUCGGCGGCGGGCACCGCCGUGGGGCACGUCUUGACUGCGCUGUGGAUCGUCUCACCCUGGAACAUCAAGCGGCAGCUGAGGAAGCUGAUGAAGAUGACCUUCAGGGAGAUGGGCUCGUCGGUCGCCGCAUUCUCCACCGCCUCCGCCGUGACCCUCUUCAGCGUCCUCUACAGCGUGGGGCACGGCUUCGUCCGCAUCGUCACGGGCAGCGUCUUCGGCGACAACCUCGUCGAGGGCGUCAAGAAGAUGACCGUGACGGACAUCUUGGCCGGCAUGCCCGACCCGACGCAGGACGACGUGCGCCGGGAGGCGGCCGAGGUGGAGCAGAACGAGGAGGAGGAGGAGGAGGCCACGCAGGACCUCAUGGACCUGACGGCGGCCGACGACCAGGCCGACCUGUCGGCGGACAUCUUCAACGUGGACCUGAAGAAGGAGUCCGGGCUGGGGGCGGGCGACGCCGCCGAGUCGGCCUCCGGCAGCGCGAGCGCGUCGCCCGCCGACAUCAUGAAGACGUUCAAGGCGGCGAAGAAGGCGCGCACCCUGGAGCCCAGCGUGGAGCCCGAGAAGGCAGACAAGGAGAACGGCGAGAAGACGGGAGGGGAGGACCAGACGGAGGGGACCCCCAAGAAGAAGAGGCGGCUGAAGCAGCCGAAGAAGGCGGAGGAGACCGAGGAGGAGGAGUCCGUCUUCUGGAAAAACAUCACGGCCUACCAGAAGACCUUCGUGAAUUCGUUGGCUCGGAAUUUCUACAACCUCAGGAUGCUGGCCCUGUUCGUCGCGUUUGCAAUCAACUUUAUUCUUCUCUUCUACAAGGUGACGACCGACCUCAAGGAGAUGGCGGAGGAGCUGGAGGAGGCCUCCGGCAUCGACCUCGACGAACUGCUGGGCUCGGCCGCCGGCGACGAUGACGACGGAGGAGGAGGCAAUGGCGGAGGCGGCGGCGGCGACGACGACGACGACGACGACGAGGGCCUCUCCUACUUCAUCCUGGAGGAGAGCACGGGAUACAUGGCCCCGUCGCUCAAGUUCCUCUCCAUUGCCCACACGGUGCUCUCCAUCCUCUGCAUCAUCGGAUACUACUGCCUCAAGGUGCCGUUGGUCGUGUUCAAACGGGAGAAGGAACUGGCCCGGAACCUGGAGUUUGACGGUCUGUACAUCACAGAGCAGCCGGACGACGACGACAUCAAGGGCCAGUGGGACGGACUCGUCAUAAACACCCAAUCAUUUCCCAACAACUACUGGGACAAGUUCAUUAAGCGCAAGGUAAUGGAGAAGUACGGAGAUUUCUACGGCCGCGACCGCAUGAGUGAGCUCCUGGGUCUCGACAAGAACACGCUGGACUUCAGCAAGGAGAUGUCCGCACCUGAGGAGCAGGAAAGCCUCCUCACCAUCAUCGGGUUAUUUACUGGAAAGCAGAAAAGAAUCAACUACAUCGACUUCAAGUAUCAGCUCUGGAAGCUUGGCGUUGUGUUCACCGAUAACUCCUGGCUCUACCUGACGUGGUACAUGAUCAUGUCCAUGCUGGGCCACUACAACAACUUCUUCUUUGCCACCCACCUGCUGGACAUCGCCAUGGGCGUGAAGACACUGAGAACCAUCCUCUCGUCCGUCACCCACAACGGCAAGCAGUUGGUGCUGACCGUGGGGCUGCUGGCCGUGGUGGUCUACCUCUACACCGUCAUCGCCUUCAACUUCUUCCGCAAGUUCUACAACAAGAGCGAGGACGAGGACGAACCCGACAUGAAAUGCAACGACAUGCUCACCUGCUACAUCUUCCACCUGUACGUGGGCGUGCGUGCCGGCGGGGGCAUCGGAGACGAGAUCGAGGACCCGGCGGGCGACGAAUACGAGGUCUACCGCAUGAUGUUCGACAUCACCUUCUUCUUUUUCAUCAUCGUCAUCCUCCUCGCCAUCAUCCAGGGUCUGAUCAUCGACGCGUUCGGUGAGCUGAGAGACCAGCAAGAGCAAGUGAAGGAGGAUAUGGAGACGAAAUGCUUCAUUUGUGGCAUUGGAAACGAUUACUUUGACUCCGUUCCGCAUGGCUUUGAGACGCACACCUUGCAAGAGCACAACUUGGCCAAUUACCUAUUUUUCUUCAUGUACCUGAUCAAUAAAGAUGAGACGGAGCACACUGGACAGGAAUCGUACGUUUGGAAGAAGUACCAGGAGAGAUGCUGGGAGUUUUUCCCCGUCGGCGAUUGUUUCCGCAAGCAGUACGAAGAUCUGCUCGGAUGAGCCGAAAAUCCCAGGGAUUUCCAUCUUUUCAUUAUUUUUUUUUCUAUCCUUUUAUCGCUCUCUCUCUCUCUGCCUUCGUGCAAUGCAAACAAGGCUCUUCGAAGAAGCACGGUUGAAAGCAGUGUUACCCUUGUGGUGUUUGGCCCCCCCCAACCCCUCACCCCUCACCCCCCCCCAAACCCUGGAGGCGCCCUCAACUUUAAUGUUGUGCGAAAAGACAAAAAUGAAGAACACGACUCCGUAGGUUUAUUCACGGACGUACCGCGUCCUCUCCGAUGCUUCUUCGGUUCGUACCGCGUGUUGCUCGGCACGAUGUCCGACGUUUCGCUCCACGCGCAGGGAGCUUCUCCAGGAACUGAAUUUUUAUUUUUAGCCCCCACCCCCCCCCCCCCCCCCGCAGGCACGUGGAGCAAAACGUCGGACGUCGUGCCGAGCAAUGCGCGGUGCACCCAGAAAAGGCGUCGGACAUGUGACAAUUAUUACUAAGCGUAAUUUUGCAUUCAAAAACUGAAUAUAUAUGAGCAUAAUCCAUGUGUGUUUGCACAUACGUGUACAUGUAAGUGAAGGCUGCACCUAUACAAAUGUUAACGUGUUAAGAUCCCAUAACAUGGUUUUUGAUUGAUCAAUCAUGGAGGAAUACGGAUGAUGGGUUGAAUUUACCUCGCACAUGGAUUUGAACUCACAGCCUACCAAAACCGUGGGUCAAUCAUCCGACCCGAUGGUUAACGUGACGCACACCCUGCACCCGUUCAUGUCAACAAGGUCGCCUGCAGUGUUACCAAGUCGCUAUGUUUGCAAGACGGCCAAAAGCUGCAUAUAAGCACACCGAAUAUAUCAAAGCCCUGCCACCUCUUGCACAUACAUCUGGCUCGGGGAGCUCUGCAGAGCCACGUCUAGUGGAGGCCCUUCGAAGCCAGCAGGUGUGCAAGCAAACCAACCAAUGCAAGGCUUCUCUACCAUUACCUCCAACGUGCAAAACACGGUUCUGAUAUAAGGAAGCUAUCCGUAGAUUACACUGGUGUGGGAAAGGCAAAGGGCAACUUCUGAAUACAAGUACACUUCGGUUAUAAGUACACCUGGACUCCGCUGCCUAUUCAAAGUGAAAAGUGAUUUCCUGCUCGUGUGAGCAAUUAAGUCAGCGCUCAACCUCCUAUUUACAGUGCUGAGUCGGUGGUGGGAAAUCGACAUUACUAGUGCAGGGGUGAGUCUUACCUAUAGGAUGAUGGCUGUUGGCUUCACCAAAAGGUGGUUACCUCAUUUUAUGAACCCUGUAGGGAUGAUGGGCUGAAUGAUCACCCGACCAGGAUUCUGACUCAACAUUCUGAUUGUGAGCCGUUCGCCCUGCCGCUGAGCCGGCUUGCUCCCAAGGACUGUUCUUAAUAUCCCAGCUGCUAACUUGCUAAAUACAUGAUCGCCGUGUUAGCUGCCUACCGAUCAGCACGGUUGAGUACGUACGGCGCAAAAGAAGUGUGAACAUGCACACGGACAUCUGUAGGCAUCUGGUACAUGUUUUAAAGGAAUGACCAGUGCUUUUUUUCUUCUUUAUCCUCCAUGCCAAGUGGAGCGUUAACAAGCCAAUAACAAAAUCUACUCGGGGGACUCAAAAUUAAUAAUGAAAGUCGCCCUAUUGCGAAUGUGACGGCGAAACCCAUUGACCACGUGACCGACCACUUGCCCACGUGGAAGCGCUUGCACGCAGGGAGGGUUACAGGACGCCACAAGAGCGACUCCCGAUGCCACCGAUCGAAGCGAUUGCCAACCAAAAAUGCAUUGGCCGGUUGCUUUUCAAAGCUUUUCAAAAAAACACCGCGCGAAAGACGGAGAGAGAGAGCGAGCGAGAGACGAGGGCUCUCGAAUGCCGAGGCGCGUUUGUGAUCAGGCCAGCGGGUGUUGCCAGUCAGUGUCGCGCGCUCCAUCUGCCCAUCGAUCGUCGUCCGCGUUGGGAACGAACGCACUCGCAUUUAUAAACAAAAAGGAGGGCUGCGGUUGAGCAAAUCUCAGCCCAAUGGAACAUUGACCGAGACGCGACGCGUUGUGGCGCUGCCACUGUGGUGUGGAUGUUUGUUUUGGCAUGGUAAAUGAGAUUUACCGCAAUUUUGGUCUACGGUUGACGGAUAGAGACAAUUGUACGAGAUCUACGCCACCUCGUCUGGCGUUGAAGCUGGGAAACCCUCAAUGUUUCUGCUUCUCUAACAUCAGGAAGAACCCGGUCACCUCUGUUCAAUUGCUGACACGAAUUGUCUUUGUUGACGAUAUAUAACAAUACAUUGCGCUGUAAAACUCUUCCGGGGCGUUACGAAAGCUUAUUCACAACUUCCUUGCCAGUCCGCGCGCAACACUUUUGAUAAAUAAUGCAACGCUUAAAAACAUGAAAAUUGUUUCUCUAACAAAUUAUUUUGUGGAAGGAAAAAAAACCGAGAUUGGAUAUUGCUUGGUGCACAUAGUUUUUGAGUGGGUAUAUGAAUGUUCGUCCGUGCCAAAUGCAUUUUUACUGAAAAGUAUAUUUCAACUUUAUUUUUUAAAUGCUAAAAAAUGUGCUUCUUUUCAAACUAAUUUUCAUUAACCUCUACCCGCUCUCGUAAUUUUUUUUAUGGUAAACGUUUUUAGAAUUACGAGUCUUUUAUAUAUUUAAACGUUGAGAUCGUCAACAUUUUAUUUGAAUUUAUAAUUAUUUCACAGUCUCAAUUUAAUGCAAAACACGAUUUAAAAUUUUCUUUAAAAGGUUGGAUUUAAAAACAGACCUAUCCUUACCUCCAGUUCUGCACGGGGGCAUUUUUUGAUGAUGAUUAGAUUUGUCAAACCAAAAUGCGGUUAUUUUAAAUGCCCUUAACUAAACAAUACUACUGCAUAGGUUUUAAUGUUUGUGCUGUAUAGCUCUCUGAUGUGAUUUUUUUUAAGCUCUAAAGAAAUUAGCCAAUAAUGACUACUGCAUCGACAUGAACCAGAAUGACAACGUCCCUUGAUCGGCCUUAGUCCUGUGAAUAAUGAAAGAGCUGCACGGGAAUGUGUGUAGUUAUCCAAAGAUGCCCUCUUACUUUUGUAGGUGUUGCAAAGCUAAGUCAAUCGUCAGGUUUGACAUUUUAUUUUCACGAGCUAAUUACUUUCAACAUGCCGGUCUGGGUUCUUUGAGUAGCGGUGGCGCAGUGGUUAGCACAUUGCGCGAAAUGUAACCCAGUGACCUGAGUCCCGAACACUUCCCCCUUCACUAGCAUGUACUAGCCAGCAUGGUGAAGUAUGGUCAACACAGAAUUGGGAGGGGGGGGGGCCGGGAACCAAACAUCCAGCAGUGGCUUGACAAUCUGCCAUGAAUUGCAACGAGGCUACUUCGUCUCGAUUUUAGCCAACCUAUGCCGUUGUCUGAGAGACUUCGUACUUUUGAUUAAACAAGAACAUUGAUUCAGUUUGUCAUAGCAUACUGUUUUGGAACUACUGUGAUAUUCCUCAGGCAAAUUGUUGGUGAAUUACUACAAACGAUGGACUUGUUAUUCCGUGACAAAUAUCCGGUGCAUGUUUGUAUGUGUGUAUGUGUGAUAUGCUAUUCUGGGGGUGGAUUUGCAGCUGCUGAUAUGUCUGAAUAUCAAAAGCUUACUCGUCACUGUCACUUAAUUUCUGUCCGCCAAUUGUUGGUGUCUUUUAUUUUUGCGAGCGAAUGUAACGCUGUGGCAUUUGUGUUCUCCACGCAUGCCUUGCUUCUGAUGAACCACUCAUUACUAAUCCCUACGCCUGCCAAUCAGCGUUUCUAUAACAACUCUAACAAAAACUUUAAUCGAGGAAUGUUUUGUUACGACCAGGUAGUUAAUAGUUUUUUUUGCUGAAAUUCCCAGCUGUUAAUUAUCUUCUUUAGCCUUGCUUUUAAAUUAAAAUUGAGCUUUAUUUGAAGUUUCCCCCCCCCCUCCCCAUCCCUUUAUUUUUUGUGUUAUACAAAGUAGAGAUGUUUUGCUGUUGAAUAUAAAGUAUAUUUUACAAUUGACAAAUAUUUUAAUUUAUUUCACGGUUAAGACAAUGACAGUAUUCAUUCGGACAAUUUUCCUCACGGCAAACGAUUGUGUUGUGUGAAUACCAGGCCUUUUAUUUCAUACCCAACAGCCUUGGCAAGGCCCUGCGCCGACAAGGCGCACUGAGAGCGUGAAUAAACCGUUCAUCUUAAAAGUUAGACGUUUAAUUGUUGGGCGCAUCGCAAAAAAACCGGAUGAAUACGUGACUUUACCCAAUAGAACCAAAGAGUAUUGUCGGCAAAGGUCUGCUUAUGCAUACAUACACGGAUGGGUUUGCUGUUGAGCAAAAUGUUAGAACAUUUUGACAUAUGUAGCCUUGUGCACUAAACAUGGACUGUUGAACUUGGCAAUGUGAAUACACAAUAAAGCGUGUGAAAUUUCAAA